UCUCUGCAGAAACUGUUGUGUAGUGUAGUGUUCUUUGUGUAUGAAACUUAACGAGUAAAACAAACUAAAUUAUUCCACUUAUUGUUAUUAUGUUCUUUGGCUUUAUACUGCAAGUCUAAUUACGGUAAUAUGGUAAUAUCACCAUCAGAGCAUUGAGUUUCUGUUUCUGAAAGUUCACCUGUGUAAUUAUGACCAUAAGAUGGUAGUCAGCUACCGAUAAUAAACUUUAAACAUUAACUCAAGGAGUGCCAGAGAUUUCUUUGUAGGAAGUGGCAUUUCCUUAUAUGAAAAAUAAAAACAGACAUUCUCAGCAACGGUUUGUCACCUUUUAUUGCUUGUUUGUUGAUUAUUAGUGUACUAUUCUAGAGAAGGGUACAUGUUUGAGGACACUUGUGCUGACAAAUUUGACAAUUUCCCCUUAUUACAUCACUGUUGCAUCAACCUUCACUCACUAUAUUGUACUAUAUUGAUUAUUCAAUAUAGAACUUCCAGUUUGUCCUGCAUUCUGGAAUUUUCAGUGGUUCAGUUUCAUCUAGAUUAAGUUACAUUUUUAUUUUUUUAACAAAUCCACUUUAAAAUAUUUAUGAUAAAUCUGUUGUGUAAACUAGGAAGUGUAAUAAAAAAACACUGAAAAACAUUAAAACGAGUCAAAAUGUAAUGAUGAAGGUAGAUUUUAUCCAAAAGUAACACAACUUACCCAUUGACACAUCUUGAAUGAAUAUGAAUGGUGGCCAGUACAACCUGGUGUUUUCUUUAUUGUAAAAACCUUUUUAGCUUUUAGUUAAAGCUUUUCCAAUAACAGAGUUGUUGACUGUUUAAGUGUAGGACAUAAUUUACUGUAACACAUUUUCCCACAUACUGUAUAAUGAUUUAUGAUAUAUUCUAUUGUGUUGAAAAUGCUGCUGUGUGUUCAUUGGCCAUUCAGACCUGUGUGUUUAGAGAAUAGGGCUUGUAGCCUCUAGAGCAGGCAGCCAUUGAAGUUCACCGGUUUCCAUAGCAAUGCUUUUGUCUAAUAAGUAAAACCUAGAUGGUACCAAAAUAGGGUCCCAGUGGUUAGUGUAGAAAAGUUGUCAGGUGCUAUCCAUAGUUGUCACUUGUGCUAGAAUGGAAAAGAAGAGAAAAUUGGACAUCUGCAAUGCAUUUCUGAAUGAUCCAGGGUCAAGUGAUCUCCUUUGGGAUGUUUUGCUGGGUGUUGUGAUGACAGAUGUCUGUCUUUUUGCCUCUUCAAAUGAUUCAACACAUACAGCACAUGUAUUAGCUGUGUCCUCGUAACACAAGUGAAAAUGACUGGAGGUUAUGAAGUGGAGCAGUUUGUGGAGACCCCAGAUGAUGAUCUGAUUUGUGUCAUCUGUAGAGCUGUUCUACGCUGCCCUGUACGACUCAAAUGCAACCAUGUCUUCUGCAAGGAAUGUAUUUUACAGUGGAUGAAAAGACAGGUGAAAUGCCCUUGCUGUAGGCAGCCUAUCGACCAGAACCAAAUGCUGGUUUUGUUUAAGCUGAGUAAAUCCAUUGGCCGUUUAUCAAUCAAGUGUCGAAAUGCACAGCAGGGCUGCAGAGCCACUUUCCCGCUUUCUAAUGAGUACCUUCACAUCUCGAACUGUCCGUAUGAGUGGCAGCUCUGUCCCCAUGAGGGCUGUGGGCAGCAGGUGCUGAGGAAGGACGCGCAGGCGCAUGAUCAGAGCUGCAGCCACUGGCGACAGCUGUGUCCCAUGGGCUGCGGCACGCUUCUCGUCCGUGAGAACCAGGCCCAACAUAACUGCUACAGAGAGCUACAGCAGCGCUACAUAGCCGAGCGGAGGAAGCAGAGGGCCAUCGCAGCCAACCUACGCAGGAAGAUGCAGCGUAUGCAGAGCCGGAUGGCCCAAAUAAGAAGGCAGAUAAAUCUGUUGUGUGAGAGCCUGGAGGUCGGCGAUCUGGAAAUUGAAGCAGGGGAGGGAACCAGCACUUGGACAGACGCUAACGCUGCCAGUCCGAGCAGCAGCAGACGCCAUCACACUAACAGUUCAAGAGUCAGAUAAUGUAAAUAUCCUUCAGGAUUUAAAGAAAGCAUUCAAGAUAGUUUUUUAUGUGUGCAAGUUUUAUUAAAUGUGUCUUUCCCCUUUUGUAAUCAUCUUAAUGGGAUAGUUCACCAAAAAAAGUUUACUCACCUUCAUGUCAUUCCAAUCCAAACCUGUAUGACUUUCUUUCUCCUGUGAAACAUAAAAAAAGAUAUUUUGAAGAAUGUUUAAACUGUCCAUACAAUGAAAGUCAAUGGGGUACAAAACACUGGACCCCCCUGACAUUCAUUGUAUAGAAAAACAAAACAAAAAAAAUGUUUGUUUUCUGCAGAUUGCAGAAUAAAGAAAGUCAUACAGGUUUGAAACAACAUGAGGUUGAGUAAAUUAUGACAGAAUCCCUUUAAGGGCAACACAACCCACCAGUUUUACAGAUUUAUUGUUUGUAUAUAGAGAAAAGCAUGAUGAUAAACAAAAAAGAGUAUUGUUUAUGCACAUUCCUCUUAGAGCUUUGAGGGGUUUAUAAAGUAAGACAUUGAUGCUAAUGCAUAAAUAUUAAAAAGAAAAAAACAGUAACAUUCAAAUGCCUGCUUAAGUUCAGAUAUUACAAUCUUGAAGUGACACUUGACAAGAAAAUGUGAAAUCGUACAAAAACUGUCUUUGAUACUAUAUAUUAAUUCAUUAUGUAAAAAGCAAACACUUGUGAAACAUGUAAGACUUUUUUUUUUUUUUUUUCAAAAAUGAGUUGUUUAUUUCUAAAUAUGAAUUCUUUAAUAAAGUCUUUAUUAUUUACUAUUUAUUUAUUAUUACUUAUGCAUAUAUGUCUCAUUUAAGCUAAGUUCAAUAAAUAAUCAGUUGUCCUUAGGACAUAAACACAAUAAACUAAAAUGGUUUAUAUACACAUUAAAGGGUUAGUUCACCCAAAAAUGAAAAUUCAGUCAUUUAUUACUCACCUUCAUGUCGGUCUACACCCAUAAGACCUUCAUUCA
This is a messenger RNA of Ctenopharyngodon idella (grass carp), 2983 nucleotides long. It is a transcript of the gene rnf151, whose product is annotated as ring finger protein 151. The record is from RefSeq and is a predicted model, not a curated record. The transcript has 4 exons. Gene Ontology annotation, molecular function: zinc ion binding. Lineage: Eukaryota; Metazoa; Chordata; Actinopteri; Cypriniformes; Xenocyprididae. Gene Ontology annotation, biological process: regulation of canonical NF-kappaB signal transduction; positive regulation of JNK cascade. The coding region runs from base 1284 to 2018 and encodes 244 amino acids. Gene Ontology annotation, cellular component: plasma membrane signaling receptor complex.